UUACUAUAUAUGGGCAAAGCCAGGCUGAGCGAGGGCUGCAUUCGCUUCCGUGUUUGUGUGAUCGGGGAGUGCACAGCCGGGGGAGCUUCACUGUCUCCACUGUUUCAUUCAUUUGGAAGAGUAACGUUAAGCAAGAGACCAGCAGGGAAAAUGCCGCAUGAACUGAAACAUGUGUUCGCCAGUCUCCCACAGAUGGAGAGGGGAGUUUCAAAAGUGAUUGGUGGUGAUCCCAAAGGCAACAACUUCCUGUAUACCAAUGGAAAGUGUGUCAUCAUCAGGAACAUUGAAAACCCCGCUAUCGCAGACAUUUACACUGAACAUGCCCAUCAAGUUACUGUUGCCAAGUAUGCCCCCAGUGGAUUCUACAUUGCAUCUGGAGAUGCAUCCGGAAAGAUCCGUAUCUGGGACACCACCCAGAAGGAGCACCUGCUCAAGUAUGAGUACACUCCUAUUUCAGGCAAGAUCAAGGACAUCGCAUGGACAGAGGACAGCAAGAGGAUUGCUGUUGUUGGGGACGGACGAGAGAAGUUUGGGGCAGUGUUCCUGUGGGACUCUGGAUCCUCAGUGGGGGAAGUUUCUGGCCACUCCAAAUUAAUCAACAGUGUAGACAUAAGGCAGAAACGCCCUUACCGCCUUGCCACUGCCAGCGAUGACACCUGCGGUUCCUUCUUCGAGGGGCCUCCCUUCAAAUUCAAGUUCACAUUGCGUGACCACAGCCAGUUUGUCAACUGUGUCCGUUUCUCUCCGGAUGGAAGUCGGUUUGUCACAGCUGGUGCUGACGGCCAGAUUUUCAUCUAUGAUGGAACAAAUGGUGAGCGUGUUUGCUCUCUGGGUGGAGAGAAGGCCCACAAAGGAGGAAUCUACGCAGUCAGCUGGAGUCCUGACAGCUCCCAACUGAUUUCUGCCUCAGGGGACAAGACCGUGAAGCUCUGGGAUGUUGGUGCAGGUACGGCUGUCACCACGUUCAACAUGGGCACUGAUGUGCUCGACCAGCAGCUGGGCUGCCUGUGGCAGAAAGACCACCUCCUCAGCAUCUCCUUGUCAGGAUACAUCAACUACCUGGACAAGAACAACCCUGACCGGCCCAUACGCACCGUCAAGGGUCACAGCAAAUCCAUCCAGUGUCUGACAGUUCACAAAAAUGAAGGCCGAUCAUACAUCUACUCGGGGAGUCAUGAUGGACACAUCAAUUACUGGGAUGCGGAAACUGGGGAGAACGACUGCUUCUCCGGGAAGGGCCACAGCAACCAGGUGAGCAAGAUGGUGGUUGAUGAAGCCAACGAGCUGGUGACAUGCAGCAUGGAUGAUACACUGCGCUACACCAACAUCAACAAGAAGGAGUACAGUGCUUCUGAUCUGGUGAAGAUGGAUUUCCAGCCCAAAAGUGUGUCAGCAGCAACAGGAGGGCUGUCACUGGCUGUUUGCAUUGGGCAGAUUGUCUUGCUGAAGGAUAAGAAGAAAGUCUUCACAUUGGACAAUCUCGACUAUGAAGCAGAGGUGGGAGUCAUCCACCCUGGUGGCACCACUGCUGCCGUGGGGGGAACAGAUGGGAAAAUCCGUUUGUACGCCAUUCAGGGCACCACUCUGAAGGACGAGGGUAAAACAAUCGAGGCUAAAGGGCCAAUCACAGACAUGGCCUACUCCAAUGAUGGAGCCUAUCUGGCUGCAAUUGACGAAAAGAAAGUUGCCACAGUCUAUAGUGUGGCAGACGGCCACUCGGUCAAACAGGAGUUUUAUGGACACCAUGCCAAGCCAGUGACCUUGGCCUGGUCACCUGAUAAUGAGCACUUUGCAACUGGUGGGAUGGACAUGAUGGUGUACAUCUGGACGGUUGCUGAUGCAGACCAGAGGAUCAAGCUCCCAGACUCUCACCGGUUGCACCAUGUUAGCGGUCUGGCCUGGAUAGAUGAACACACUCUAGUCACUGCCUCCCACGAUGCCAGCAUCAAGCAGUGGACUAUUACAUACUGAGCUGCAAGCAGACAAACAUCCACAUCUCCAGGGACAAGGAGGACUACUGUAGAAUUCAAUCAUUUUUUUUUUUCCUUCUCUUCUUUUUUUUUUUAACUGUAUUUUCACUAUCUCAACGGUGUUCUAUGCUGUCUGUAAACAUCUGAAUUGUAAAUGGUUAUGGAUAGGGAAAAGACUUCCAUUAAAGUUAUCCAAGAUAAUGUAUCUCUGAUGCAAGUAACCCUACACUGAGAUGAAAUAUACAAUGUAACCAUGAGUGCUUUUACAUCUCUUUAAGCGUUAUGGACCCAGAAAAUUAUAUGUAAGCUCAACAUUCCAUAGGUAAUAGCCUUCACUCAGUUUAAACUGAAAUCCUUGUCUGUGGUUGGGCUCAAUGCAUCCUAACUAAACGGAUGAACCAAAAGUGACUUGUCUUUUUGACAAAAAAAAAAAAAAAAAAAAAAAAGCGUUUAAAAGAAAUGAAACCUUUUGGUUACAUUCCUGAAAAGAGAAGUAACUGGUCCUAACUGCAGUUGCCUGUCACUUGUUAUUUUCAUGGUUUUAAAGGGGGUGGGUGUUGUUGCUUUUUGCUUUGUCCUAAGUUUCAUUCUUUUUUUGUGACUCAUUACUCUUCUUGUUGGACUGUGGAGCAAUAAUAGGGACUGAAAGAACAAAGUAUGUAUACAAUCAAGAUGCUGUCUGUUCAGUUGAAGGUCCUGUGUUGUUGCUGUGUUUUUGUUUGGGCCCACUAUGCUUGUCUCACAUUUUUUUUCCAUAUCUUUAUGCAUCUGCUUCCAAAGUGGAAGUGACUCAUUAAUAAUGAUGAUAAUAAUAAUAAAACACUUUUUAUGCA
Lates calcarifer (barramundi perch) is the source of this 2803-nucleotide messenger RNA. It is a transcript of the gene wdr1, whose product is annotated as WD repeat domain 1. Gene Ontology annotation, cellular component: cortical actin cytoskeleton. Bases 10 to 1971 code for a protein of 653 amino acids. Lineage: Eukaryota; Metazoa; Chordata; Actinopteri; Centropomidae. The record is from RefSeq and is a predicted model, not a curated record. Gene Ontology annotation, biological process: sarcomere organization; locomotion; actin filament depolymerization. The transcript has 15 exons. Gene Ontology annotation, molecular function: actin filament binding.